Messenger RNA from Mercenaria mercenaria, 1803 nucleotides. Its product is annotated as deacetylase EF_0837-like. Lineage: Eukaryota; Metazoa; Mollusca; Bivalvia; Venerida; Veneridae. The transcript is spliced from 7 exons. Gene Ontology annotation, molecular function: deacetylase activity; hydrolase activity, acting on carbon-nitrogen (but not peptide) bonds. The record is from RefSeq and is a predicted model, not a curated record. Bases 538 to 1791 code for a protein of 417 amino acids.
GGCGCCACUUUACGUUUAAUUCGCUUGUUCAGGCUGUAUCAAUUCAGUUUGAUGGUGUUUAUGAAAAAUAUUUUGUUCAUUAGCAAAUGUUUUAAUUAAAAAUAAACAUCUUGCGGGUUUAAAUUAAAGAGUAAUAGGCAUUUUCUAACGUGAAAGAAAGUGUAUUUUAUAAACACCCUGGAGCGUAACCAAUACAGUUAACCUCACGCGUUUAACCUUCAAGUUGAUAAUUUUCGACAGGAUUAUUUACUAUCCAAACACAAUUUGUAAACAAUGUCGUUUUAUUUGUACUAGUUAAUGUUCUGCUUUUAAAAUUUAAACAUUGAAGUUGGAUGGAGAUACACGUUUUGAACAGAUGUGACCUGGUCUAUUCUCCUAGCCUUGACUACUUACGACUAUAAAUAUAAUCUUCGUAUCAUUUUCGAAACUAAUUGAAAGUGUAAAGAGGCGAUUCUCAUAGAGACACGUAUAAAGAUAACGAAGGUAUGCGUCCUGACAUUAUCUACUAACAACUGAUUAAGUAAAACCAAAUUAGCCAUGGAUACGUUAAUAAGGAAUGGACGGGUCAUCGAUCCUCAAAAUGAUAUUGAUGAUAUACUUGAUGUAGCUAUAAAAGAUGGUAAAAUAUUUGCUGUCGGAAGGAACCUUCAGUUAAAUUCUAAAUCAACAUACGAUGCAUCGGGUCUAAUUGUGACGCCGGGAUUAAUUGAUGCUCACGUACACUGUUACCAGUACGCUACACCGCUUGGAAUUAAUCCGGAUGAUGCAUGUUUAGCACGUGGUGUGACAACUGUCAUUGAUGCUGGGAGUUCAGGUGCUUCAACAUUUCUUGGUCUUCGAAAGUUUAUCGUUGACAAGUCAAAGACACGUGUUCGUUGUUUGCUACACAUCGCCCUCCACGGACUGGCAGCGGCCGGCUGUUCUGGCGGAGCACUUGGUGGAGAAUCAGACACGUUGGCGAUCUUGGAUGAGGAGGAAUGUGUUAAGUGUAUUCAAGCCAACCGUGAUGUUAUUGUCGGUGUCAAGGUCAGACUAUCAGCGAGCGUGUGUGACAAUGGUCGUCUGGAAGCUGAAGCAUUCAGACGAGCAUUGUCGGCGGCAAAACGUUGUGCAGUACCCUUAAUGGUUCACCACGUAGAGUCAACGAUACCCACACAGACUGACAGAGCAUCACCGUCUAGUCUUGGCUGUCCAAAGGACCUUCAAGCUGGUGAUAUAUACACGCAUACAUACAACGGAUGGAGAUGUUCUAUCGUGGAUCCGGAAACUAAAGAAAUUCACAGUGACGUCAUCGAAGCUAAGGCACGUGGUGUGCUGUUUGACAGUGGACAUGGUGCCGGUGCAUUCAACUGGACGGUGGCGGAAAUAGCUGCCAAACAAAAUUUCUGGCCAAACUUAAUGGGAAGUGACUUGCACACCGAAAAUCAGGAGGGACCUGCUUACGACAUCCCAACGGUAAUGACCAAAUUUCUUCACCUUGGAAUGCCUCUUAAUGAAAUCGUCAGAAGUGUGACGUCAUCACCUGCUCGUGCAUAUAGCUUAAAUUCGAUUGGAUCUUUGUCGGAGGGGAUGGACGCAGAUGUUUCUGUUUUAAGAAUCGAUGAAUGUGACGUGAAUCUUGAGGACACUGUUGGUCAAAAGAGAAACGUAAAGAAAAGAAUACUUCCGGUUGCAGUAUGGCGGGAUGGUAAAGAACAUCAAGUUGUACUACCAACGAUCUGGCCAAACACGAAUGCAAUAAAACGAGGUCUUAUGAUUAAUAAGCACCAGAUUGUAAAAGAUAAGGAGUAAACAGCGCUCGAC